AAGCAGGUGUGUCCAUGGAAACGCUGUCUUGUGUUUCUCAACUCCUGCACGUCAACAGCUCUAAGGAUGAAAUAUUGAUGGGGGAUAACUACUCCCAGUUGUGGCUAACUGUGUAGGUGUUGAAUAAUGAAGCUGAGCGGAUGUUUGAUCCUGGCUGUGGGCAUUUACCUGAAGGUCACCAAUAAUGCGAACCAGAUCACCAGUGGGUAUUUACCCGGCGCUGACCUGAUGAUCGCCAUCGGUGUGAUCAUCAUGGUGCUGGGAUUCCUGGGCUGCUGUGGAGCCAUCAGGGAGAACCGCUGCCUGCUGCUGCUGUUUUUCAUCAGCCUCUUGAUCAUCUUCAUCCUCCUGCUGGCGGCCGGCAUCCUGGGAGCUAUUGGUCAGAAGCAGGUGGAGAACUGGGUGAAGGAACAAAUGGACAAUCUGAACCCACUGUCCGGGCAACCAGCAGAGGUGGUGUCAGACCUGGAGAAGAUACAGAUACAGCUCCAUUGUUGUGGACUCCUGAACGGACCGUCGGACUGGGGCAGCAGCAUUCCCAGUUCAUGCAAUUGCAAUUCAACAGUAGCAAACUGUGGCAACAACGUUUAUUACACCACGCCGUGUGCGACGAAGGUCAUCACCCUGAUGAAGAACAGCAUGGUCAUUGUGCUGGGGAUCGCCUUCGCUAUAGCUGUGCUGUUGAUCUUCGGGAUGGCCUUCUCCAUGGUGCUGUACUGCCAGAUUGGGCGGAAGGAAGGAGCCACCAGACCUGCAAACGCCUGACACCUUUUCUUUUCGAACAUGUUCCAUAAAAUAACAGGUUUUACUUUAGUUUGUUGCUAUUUACAAAGUGUAAAUUUCUUUUUAGCAUAUUAUUAUACUUUAACAUUUGUACAGUGAGCAGAUUAGAUCAAAGCCUGUUGGGCUACGUCCAGGAUCUUUGAAGCGCGCCCUUCAACCCUGUCCAGGUCUGAAACACGAGGACAUGGUCAUUGUUCUAUUGACGUGUAAUAAAUGAUUAAUUUUGACUAAAUGUCUUCCACUUAAAUAAAAUUGGACUUAAUCAACCUG
Betta splendens (Siamese fighting fish) is the source of this 1053-nucleotide messenger RNA. RefSeq names its product tetraspanin 9b (gene tspan9b). Bases 127 to 765 code for a protein of 212 amino acids. Gene Ontology annotation, cellular component: membrane. The record is from RefSeq and is a predicted model, not a curated record. The transcript has 8 exons. Lineage: Eukaryota; Metazoa; Chordata; Actinopteri; Anabantiformes; Osphronemidae.